CUAUUGACUACAUCAAAGGUUAUCCAUUUGAAAACACCAUUUUCCUCUGAACAGCGGCUAAUUGCUUCCUGAACAAUCCCAGGGUCUUUUGUAAAUACUCAGUGGGUAAAAUGAGUGACUCGAUGUCUCUCUCUUAAGACACUGGUGACCGAACAGGGCGGAAAGGUGGAGAAGCCAAGGAAAAGCAGUGAGGCAGAUGCCUCUGGGAGGAUGCAUGGAUAAUUUCUUAAGUGGCUGCAAGGAGGGAAGGUUUUUUUCUCCUUCCCGCUCGCCGCCGAGUGAUCUGCUGGUGCCAGUGGAUGCCGGUGCCGGCAGCGGUGUGGCGACACGGGGCUGUGAGGAAGGCUGGGUUGACUGGACUGGCCACGCCCACGAUGCCCUGAAUGCUGAGCGCAGAGGAAGCAGAGGAGAGUGUUUCCCAUUAGCUCCUCCUCCCUCCCCCAUCCCUUUAGUUUGGGUUUGUUUCUAUUUAUUUUGUGGCUGGGUUUGGGCAUGGCCUUGGCUGGAUGUGAGGCUGCUGCAAUGUGGCUCCUUUGGCUCAAGCACCACUUGUCCAUCCACAUUUGGACCUUGCUGCUCUUGGGGAGCACCUGGCUACCGCUGGCGGAAGGCAGCCCCAAAUCUCCCUUUAGGACUUUCCCGGUUACAGACUGGAGCUUGACACACUUGGUGGUCCAUAACAAGACUGGGGAGGUCUACGUGGGGGCUGUCAAUCGGAUCUACAAGCUCUCCAAUAACCUCACACUGCUGCGGACCCACGUGACGGGGCCCGUGGAGGACAAUGAGAAGUGUUACCCUCCGCCCAGCGUCCAGUCCUGCCCACACGGACUGGUUACGACCAACAACGUGAACAAACUGCUGCUGGUGGACUACUCGGGGAAUCGGCUGAUCGCCUGUGGCAGUGCCUCCCAGGGGAUUUGCCAGUUCCUGCGGCUGGACGACCUCUUCAAGUUGGGUGAGCCCCACCACCGCAAGGAGCACUACCUCUCCAGCGUCAACGAGUCGGGCACCAUGUCUGGUGUCAUCAUCGAGGUGCUGAACGGGCAGAACAAGCUCUUCAUUGGGACGCCCAUUGAUGGGAAGUCAGAGUACUUCCCCACUCUGUCCAGCCGCAAGCUGAUGGCCAACGAGGAGAACGCGGAGAUGUUUGGCUUUGUCUACCAGGAUGAGUUUGUCUCCUCGCAGCUCAAAAUCCCCUCGGAUACACUCUCCAAGUUCCCCACCUUUGACAUCUACUACAUCUACAGCUUCAGCAGCGAGCAGUUUGUUUACUACCUGACCCUGCAGCUGGACACCCAGCUGACCUCUCCCGACUCCACUGGAGAGCAGUUUUUCACCUCCAAGAUCGUCCGCCUCUGUGUGGAUGACCCCAAGUUCUACUCCUAUGUGGAAUUCCCCAUUGGCUGCGUGCAGGACGGCAUCGAGUACCGGCUGAUCCAGGACGCCUACCUGACCAAGCCUGGCAAGGCUUUGGCCAAGUACCUGGGCAUCUCAGAGCAGGAGGAUAUCCUCUUCACCAUCUUCUCCCAGGGCCAGAAAAAUAGGGUUAAGCCUCCCAAGGAGUCUGUGCUCUGCCUCUUCACGUUGAAGAAGAUCAAGGAUAAGAUCAAGGAGCGUAUCCAGUCAUGCUACAGAGGGGAAGGGAAACUCUCACUGCCCUGGCUCUUGAAUAAGGAGCUGGGCUGCAUCAACUCGCCGCUGCAGAUCGACGACAAUUUCUGUGGCCAGGAUUUUAACCAGCCACUGGGAGGGACUGUCACCAUCGAGGGGACCCCUCUGUUUGUGGAUAAGGAGGACGGGAUGACCUCGGUGGCUGCCUAUGACUACAGAGGACAAACCGUGGUCUUUGCGGGCACGCGGAGCGGGAGGAUCAAGAAGAUCCUCGUGGACUUGCCAGCUGAGAGGAAGCACCAAGCUCUGCAAUAUGAGAAUGUUGUGGCCCACGAAGGCAGCUCCAUCCUGCGGGACCUGGUGCUGAGCCCUGACCGUCAGCACAUCUACGCCAUGACUGAGAAACAGGUGACGCGUGUGCCGGUGGAGAGCUGUGAGCAGUACGAGAGCUGUGAGCUGUGCCUGGGCUCCCGGGACCCCCACUGCGGCUGGUGUGUCCUCCACAACAUCUGCUCCCGCAAGGACCGGUGCGAGCGGGCGGACGAGCCGCAGCGCUUCGCCUCGGAGCUGCAGCAGUGCGUGCAGCUCACCGUGCAGCCCAGCAACAUCUCCGUCACCAUGUCUGAGGUCCCGCUGGUCCUGCAGGCCUGGAACGUCCCAGACCUCUCGGCAGGAGUCAACUGCUCCUUUGAAGACUUCACCGAGUCAGAGAGCCGCAUUGAGGAUGGGAAGAUCUACUGCAGCUCUCCCUCUGCCAAGGAUGUCAUCCCCAUCACCAGGGGCCGCGGGGACAAGCGAGUGGUGAAGCUCUACCUGAAAUCCAAGGAGACGGGGAAGAAAUUUGCCUCUGUGGAUUUUGUUUUCUACAACUGCAGCGUCCAUCAGUCCUGCCUGUCGUGCGUGAACGGCUCCUUCCCCUGCCACUGGUGCAAGUACCGCCACAUCUGCACCCACAACGCUGCUGACUGCUCUUUCCUGGAGGGACGUGUCAAGCUUUCUGAGGACUGCCCUCAGAUCCUGCCUUCCACCCAGAUCUACAUCCCCGUGGGUGUGGUGAAGCCCAUCACGCUGACGGCCAAGAACCUGCCCCAGCCGCAGUCGGGGCAGCGCAACUACGAGUGCAUCUUCCACAUCCCCGGCAGCACCACGCGCGUCACCGCCCUGCGCUUCAACAGCACCAGCAUCCAGUGCCAGAACACCUCGUAUUUCUACGAAGGGAAUGACAUCAGUGACCUGCCCGUCAACUUGUCUGUGGUCUGGAAUGGGAACUUUGUCAUUGACAACCCCCAGAACAUCCAGGCCCACCUGUACAAGUGCUCGGCGCUGCGGGAGAGCUGCGGGCUGUGCCUCAAGGCCGACCCGCGCUUCGAGUGCGGCUGGUGCGUGUCGGAGCGGCGCUGCUCCCUGCGCCAGCACUGCCUGGCCUACGAGAACAGCUGGAUGCACGCCAGCAGCGGCAACAGCCGCUGCACCGACCCCAAGAUCACCAAGUUGUUCCCUGAGACUGGCCCCAGACAAGGAGGGACCCGUCUGACCAUCACUGGCGAGAACCUGGGCCUGAAGUUUGAGGAUGUCCGCUGGGGAGUCCGAGUGGGCAAAGUGGCGUGCAUCCCCAUCGAGAGCGAGUACAUCAGCGCCGAGCAGAUUGUGUGUGAAAUCGGAGAUGCCAGCCUGAGCAAGGUGCACGAGGCACGGGUAGAAGUGUGCAUCCGUGACUGCACGCCCAGCUACCGCGCCAUAUCCCCCAAGACCUUCACCUUUGUGAUGCCCACUUUUUCCCGUGUUGUCCCCGCCCGGGGCCCUCUCUCUGGUGGCACCUGGAUCGCCAUCGAAGGCACCCACCUCAAUGCUGGCAGCAACGUCUCCGUGACCAUCGGGGGACGGCCCUGUGCUUUUUCAUGGAGAAGCGCCCGUGAGAUUCGGUGCAGGACCCCCCCAGGGCACACCCCUGGCGGCUCCCCCAUCCUCAUCAACAUCAACCGAGCAGAGCUGAGCAACCCAGAGGUGAAGUACAACUACACAGAGGACCCCACCAUCCAGAAGAUUGAUCCUGAAUGGAGCAUCAACAGUGGUGGGACAUUGCUGACUGUGACUGGCACCAACCUGGCCACCAUCAAAGAGCCCAGGAUCCGGGCCAAGUACUGCAGCUCUGAAAGGGAGAAUAACUGCACUGUCUACAAUGACACCACCAUGGUGUGCUAUGCUCCCUCCAUUGACAACCCCGUGCGGAGCCCCCCGGAGCUCGGCGACCGCCCGGAUGAGAUCGGCUUUGUCAUGGAUAACGUCCAGGCCCUGCUGAUCAUCAACACCACCAACUUCGUCUACUACCCAGACCCUGUCUUUGAGCCACUCAGCCCCACAGGGAUGCUGGAGCUGAAGCCCAGCUCUCCCCUCAUCCUCAAGGGCAGGAACCUGCUCCCACCAGCUGCUGGUAACUCCCGCCUCAACUACACGGUGCUGAUCGGAGACACUCCCUGCACCCUCACGGUCUCUGAGACACAGCUCCUCUGCGAGUCCCCCAACCUCACUGGCCAGCACAAAGUCACAAUCAAGGCUGGAGGGUUUGAGUUCUCUCCGGGGACACUGCAGAUCUACUCAGACAGCCUGCUCACGCUGCCCGCCAUCAUCGGCAUCGGCGGCGGCGGCGGCCUGCUCCUCCUCAUCAUCAUCAUCGUCCUCAUCGCCUACAAGCGCAAGUCCCGGGAUGCUGACCGGACCCUGAAACGUCUCCAGCUGCAGAUGGACAACCUGGAGUCCCGGGUGGCCCUGGAGUGCAAAGAGGCCUUUGCUGAGCUGCAGACAGACAUCAACGAGCUGACCAACGACCUGGAUGGGGCUGGCAUCCCCUUUCUGGAUUACCGCACCUACGCCAUGCGGGUUCUCUUCCCGGGGAUAGAAGACCACCCUGUGCUGAAAGAGAUGGAGGUCCAGGCUAAUGUGGAGAAGUCCUUGACCCUCUUUGGUCAGCUCCUGAACAAGAAGCACUUCUUGCUGACCUUCAUCCGUACUCUGGAGGCCCAGCGGAGCUUCUCCAUGCGGGACCGCGGCAACGUGGCCUCGCUCAUCAUGACAGCGCUGCAGGGCGAGAUGGAGUAUGCCACAGGGGUGCUGAAACAGCUCCUCUCCGACCUGAUUGAGAAGAACUUGGAGAGCAAGAACCACCCCAAGCUGCUUUUGCGGAGAACGGAGUCGGUGGCAGAGAAGAUGCUGACAAAUUGGUUCACCUUUCUGCUGUACAAGUUUCUGAAGGAAUGUGCUGGGGAGCCACUCUUCAUGCUCUACUGUGCCAUCAAGCAGCAGAUGGAGAAGGGACCCAUUGAUGCCAUCACAGGAGAGGCUCGCUACUCCCUCAGUGAGGACAAGCUCAUCCGGCAGCAGAUCGACUACAAAAUGCUGACCCUCAACUGUGUGAACCCUGAGAAUGAGAAUGCCCCAGAGAUCCCUGUCAAGGUGCUGAACUGCGACACCAUCACGCAGGUGAAGGAGAAGCUGCUGGAUGCUGUCUACAAGGGUGUGCCCUAUUCCCAGAGACCCAAAGCUGGAGACAUGGACCUGGAGUGGCGGCAGGGCAGGAUGGCCCGCAUCAUACUGCAGGAUGAAGAUGUCACCACCAAGAUUGACAAUGACUGGAAGAGGCUGAACACCCUGGCCCACUACCAGGUGACAGAUGGCUCCUCGGUAGCCCUGGUGCCCAAGCAAAACUCAGCAUACAACAUCUCCAACUCCUCCACCUUCACCAAGUCCCUCAGCAGAUAUGAGAGCAUGCUGAGGACAGCCAGCAGCCCCGACAGCCUGCGCUCGCGGACCCCCAUGAUCACCCCCGACCUGGAGAGCGGCACAAAGCUCUGGCACCUGGUGAAGAACCACGACCACAUGGACCAGCGGGAGGGCGACCGGGGCAGCAAGAUGGUCUCCGAGAUCUACCUGACCCGUCUGCUGGCCACCAAGGGCACCCUGCAGAAAUUUGUGGAUGACCUGUUUGAGACCAUCUUUAGCACAGCUCACCGUGGGAGUGCACUGCCCCUCGCCAUCAAAUACAUGUUUGAUUUCCUGGAUGAACAAGCUGAUAAGCAUCAGAUCAAUGAUUAUGAUGUCAGGCACACCUGGAAGAGUAACUGUCUACCUCUACGUUUUUGGGUGAAUGUGAUUAAGAACCCCCAGUUUGUGUUCGACAUUCACAAGAACAGUAUUACUGAUGCCUGCCUAUCCGUGGUGGCUCAGACAUUCAUGGACUCCUGCUCAACUUCUGAGCACAAGCUAGGAAAGGACUCUCCCUCCAACAAACUACUGUAUGCCAAGGACAUCCCCAACUACAAGAGCUGGGUAGAAAGAUAUUAUGCAGAUAUAGCUAAAAUGCCAGCGAUCAGUGACCAGGACAUGAGUGCAUACCUGGCGGAGCAGUCACGGUUACACCUCAGCCAGUUCAACAGCAUGAGUGCCCUGCACGAGAUCUACUCCUACAUCACCAAGUACAAGGAUGAGAUUUUAGCUGCGCUGGAGAAGGAUGAGCAGGCCCGAAGGCAGCGGCUGCGGAGUAAGCUGGAGCAGGCGAUCGACACAAUGGCCUUAAGCAGCUGAGAAGGCGGCGGCGCCAGCGUCCGGCAGCGGGGCGGCAGGACGGACAGACGGACGGAUGGACAGAGGGAGGGAGGGAGGAAGGACCGGCCAGCGGCAGCCGCGGGCACAAGACUUUGGGGCUGGGAGCGGCCGGGCCCGCGCGAGCCGCCGCGCCUCCGCACGCUUCCCACGGACACACGGAGAAACCUCGCGCUUUAGCGGAACAAACCACGAACCCCGACGACGGCAGCGGCGUCAAUGGAACUCCCUGACCCACAGACAAACCCCCCGGUCCAAGCGGGAUGCAGCAGGGGCCUGGCAGAGAGGCCAUGCGGGCGGAGCAGAAGGGGAUCCUGCCCCACGGACCCUUGCCUGGGCAGAGCCCCUGAGCCCACGCGGAAGGAGGGUCGGGACCGCGGGGCUUUCUAGGAAGGCGUUUGGAUGUUGUUGUUACUUUGGUGAAGGGAGGGUGGGUGGGCUCCUAUUUUUACUGUACUUGACUUGCUCUCCCUUCCUUCCCCCCAGCUGUCCACCCCCUCUCCUCCUCCUCCUCUCUCUUUUUCUGUCUCUGCCCCCUUCUCUCUCUCUCUCUGGCCUUCUGCCACUAGUGUUAACUGCUAUAUUUGCACAAUUUACACGAGACAAACAAAAUUUUUAAUUUAAAGGGAAAAAAAUUAUAACAAAAAAUGGGAGGGGAAAAAAAUAUUCUGAAUUUUUUGCAACAAACUAACAAAAGCGAUUUUAAGAGAUAAGCUAAAGGACUGAUGCUGGGGAGAUUUGGGGUUGGGGCUUUAGGGGUGGGCAGGAAAGGGAGCUUUGAUAUUUCUAAAAUACGUCCUGUGCCAUGUUUUAUUUGAAUGUUGUUUAGUGCGAAAAAAAAAACUGAAGAAAAAAAAAAGUUGGGAGUUUUGUUAGCUGGAUAGAUGCUGUUAUUUUAAUGCUGCUGAGUGGUUUUGGAGGUCAAAAUCAGAGAGGAAGGGAGAAUCCCAAGGCUGGUUUUUCUUUUCCUGGGUGAUUGCUGAGGGAUGGUUGGUGUUUUGUUGAGCUUGUCCUUGUUUUCCCGGUUCGGUGGCCGUGGGGUGGUCUGGGCAGUGCUGCCUGCUCCUGCCUGUCCUGGGAUGAUGCGGGGUGGAGGAUGGCUGUGGGGCCUUGGGGGCUGUCAGGAGGGUUGUUGCAGAGCCAGCCUGGCUUUUUGUGUCGGAUUCUUUGGCACUGGAGCCGCCUUAACAAAGCCCCUUUAAGUUUAUUUUUCCCCAUCAUCUUUUUGUGCUGAUGCAGGGGAAGAGACCAGAUCCCCAGCGAAAGGGGAGGCAGCUCCUCUGCACUCCUGACUGGGAUCCCCCUGGCAAACCCCACUGGGUUCCCAUGCAGGGACUGGGAUUCUGGCUGCCAUGGGCUGUCACCUGCUCUUCCACCUGGGGAGCCCAAAUGUGUGCAGGACCUUCCACCCAAGACUGACCUUUCUUUCUCUGUCUUUUCCUUCUUUCUCCCCCUUUCUCUCCUCGCUGUCACCCCGUCUCCCCUCCGCUGCCUCUGCCCUGACAGGGCUUCGCUGGAGACCUGAGGUCUCUCCCUCAGCUUCCCCCUUGGAAAUGUCAGUUCCUUGUGGGUUUGUGCUUUCCAGAGAUGAAAAGGUGCUGAAUGCUGCCCUGAAUGGCAGCAGGUGACCAAAAACUUCCAAAAAAAAAAGAGCAAAACCCUUUCCUUUUCUGUACUGAGAGCUCCUGUCACUGCCCAGGCCACAGCACAUGGGGCCACACUCUGCCAGGAGCGGAUGGCUGUCAAAAUCCAAGUGGAGAGAAGCCCAGCUGAUUUCUGUCCAUUCCCUUAAAUUGCAAGUUAAGGGGGGGGAGAGGGAGAAAUAAUGAAGUUUUUAAUUAAAAAAAAAAAUAAUAAAAGUGUGUAUAUAUAUAUAUGUGGUUACAAUCUAAUUCUCGUGCCCCAGUGGGGUGCUGUAUAGUUAACUGAAGGAGAAUUGAACCAAUAUAAAAAUGAGAUGAAUU
Messenger RNA from Passer domesticus (house sparrow), 8171 nucleotides. It is a transcript of the gene PLXNA1, whose product is annotated as plexin A1. Gene Ontology annotation, cellular component: semaphorin receptor complex; plasma membrane. The transcript is spliced from 32 exons. Gene Ontology annotation, molecular function: protein binding; semaphorin receptor activity. The record is from RefSeq and is a predicted model, not a curated record. Bases 493 to 6189 code for a protein of 1898 amino acids. Gene Ontology annotation, biological process: negative regulation of cell adhesion; regulation of cell shape; regulation of cell migration. NCBI's taxonomy places the organism in Eukaryota, Metazoa, Chordata, Aves, Passeriformes, Passeridae.